Messenger RNA from Galendromus occidentalis (western predatory mite), 1206 nucleotides. It is a transcript of the gene Mat1, whose product is annotated as CDK-activating kinase assembly factor. The record is from RefSeq and is a predicted model, not a curated record. Gene Ontology annotation, molecular function: cyclin-dependent protein serine/threonine kinase activator activity. Bases 191 to 1141 code for a protein of 316 amino acids. Gene Ontology annotation, biological process: positive regulation of cyclin-dependent protein serine/threonine kinase activity; nucleotide-excision repair; regulation of transcription by RNA polymerase II. The transcript has 2 exons. Gene Ontology annotation, cellular component: transcription factor TFIIH holo complex. NCBI's taxonomy places the organism in Eukaryota, Metazoa, Arthropoda, Arachnida, Mesostigmata, Phytoseiidae.
AUCGUCGUCAAGACAGUAACAAGCAUUCACAAUUUCGAACUCUUGGACCGCGUCAACAUCUGAUUGUGGUUUCCCCAUACCGCUUCUCUCCAUUUAGAGGGUCGCCGUUCGAUUGCUGAAGCGAUUCACUUAGGUAUGUGAUCGGCUGAAUGCUAUCACCGGGAGAUACCAGCGAAAGUCAUCAGUCAUCAUGGACGAUAUCGCUUGCCCGCGAUGCAAAACCACUAAAUUCCGCAACCCCGCUCUGAAACUAAUGGUCAAUCAAUGCGGCCAUCCGUUAUGCGAGAAAUGUGUCGAAAUCGUGUUCAUCAAAGGCUCCGGAAACUGUACAACUUGCAAUGUACUGCUCCGAAGGAACGGCUUCCGCUUCCAAGUGUUCGAUGACCCGAUCGUGGAAAAAGAGUUAGACAUUCGGAAAAAAGUCCUCAAAGACUUCAAUGCUCGGGAAGAGGAUUUCGCAACGCUCCGGGAGUACAAUGAUUACCUCGAGAUGGUCGAGGAUAUAGUCUUCAAACUCACAAACAACAUUGAGGUGGACGCCACGCGUCGGAAGAUCGACCAGUACAAGAAAGACAACAAGUCAAUGAUUAACAAGAACCGCGGACGUCAGACCAAGGAUGACAUUUUGGUCGAGCGCCUCCUGGAAGAGGAGAAAAUGAGUUCAGAUCUUCGAGUCGACCAGCAGAAACGGGAAGACCUCGAGCGCAAGAAAGCGCUACUCAAAGAAAAAGAGGAUCUCAUCGAUGAGCUUAUGUUCUCUGACCUGUCAGCUGCACAGAUCGUCGCGCUCCACGAUAAACAGAAACAAGAGCUAUUAGAGAAGGAAGAACAGGAGGCAAAGGAGAGAUCGCGACCAGCGACAGCUUUCUCAACCGGAAUCAAACUUGGUUCCAAGGGCUCAGAAUUCCUGCCAGUCAAGAAAGCUGCCGAAGCGCCACCUUACGAAUACAAACCGCUAAUAAUCGACAUCAUGGGACCUCCUGCACCUACCGUUGAGGAGCUUGAAGAUUUUGGUUAUCUCAAUCAUAUCCGAGGAGCAGAAGAGCAGGAGAAAGCCGGUGGAUUCGAAUCGAAAAUCGCUUGUGAGCGUGCUAUCCAGAGCGCUCUGUGCGGCCUGUAUUUUGGAAUCGAUGGGAAUUGAAAAUUUCGCCUAGGGAUGUUCCAUUGAUGCUCAUUGUAAAUAAAAGUCAUCAAUGCGCACGAAAU